Lepus europaeus (European hare) is the source of this 2361-nucleotide messenger RNA. It is a transcript of the gene HOXA11, whose product is annotated as homeobox A11. The transcript is spliced from 2 exons. Gene Ontology annotation, molecular function: DNA-binding transcription factor activity, RNA polymerase II-specific; RNA polymerase II cis-regulatory region sequence-specific DNA binding. Gene Ontology annotation, biological process: regulation of transcription by RNA polymerase II; anatomical structure development. NCBI's taxonomy places the organism in Eukaryota, Metazoa, Chordata, Mammalia, Lagomorpha, Leporidae. The record is from RefSeq and is a predicted model, not a curated record. Gene Ontology annotation, cellular component: nucleus. The coding region runs from base 161 to 1114 and encodes 317 amino acids.
ACAUCGGGUCACAUGACCAGCACCUCCCUGCUAAGGAUGGGGAUAGAUUUCCACGUCAGCCUACGUCUCCAAAUUUCUACUUCACGGAUCCGCUUCAAAGAGGCAGCUGCAGUGGAGAAUCAUGUUAAGCUCGGCUACUGCGGAGCGCCCAAGGUAGCCAAUGAUGGAUUUUGAUGAGCGUGGUCCCUGCUCCUCUAACAUGUACUUGCCAAGUUGUACUUACUACGUCUCGGGUCCAGACUUCUCCAGCCUCCCUUCUUUCCUGCCCCAGACCCCGUCUUCGCGCCCAAUGACAUACUCCUACUCCUCCAACCUGCCCCAGGUCCAACCCGUGCGCGAAGUGACCUUCCGGGAGUACGCCAUUGAGCCGGCCACUAAGUGGCACCCCCGCGGCAAUCUGGCCCACUGCUACUCCGCGGAGGAGCUCGUGCACAGAGACUGCCUGCAGGCGCCCAGCGCGGCCGGCGUGCCCGGCGACGUGCUGGCUAAGAGCUCGGCCAACGUCUACCACCACCCCACCCCCGCCGUCUCCUCCAAUUUCUAUAGCACGGUGGGCAGGAACGGCGUGCUGCCGCAGGCGUUCGACCAGUUUUUUGAGACUGCCUACGGCACCCCGGAAAGCCUCGCCUCCUCCGACUACCCCGGGGACAAGAGCGCCGAGAAGGGGCCCCCGGCGGCCACGACGACCUCCGCGGCGGCGGCGGCGGUGACGGCGGCCACGGGCGCGCCGGCAACUUCAAGUUCGGAGAGCGGCGGCGGCGGCGGCGGCGGCGGCGGCUGCCGGGAGGCGGCGGCGGAGAAGGAGCGGCGGCGGCGCCCGGAGAGCAGCAGCAGCCCGGAGUCGUCUUCCGGCCACACUGAGGACAAGGCCGGCGGCUCCAGUGGCCAACGCACCCGCAAGAAACGCUGCCCCUACACCAAGUACCAGAUCCGGGAGCUGGAGCGGGAGUUCUUCUUCAGCGUCUAUAUCAACAAAGAAAAACGCCUACAGCUGUCCCGCAUGCUCAACCUCACCGACCGCCAGGUCAAAAUCUGGUUUCAGAACAGAAGAAUGAAGGAAAAAAAAAUUAACAGAGACCGUUUACAGUACUAUUCAGCCAACCCGCUCCUCUAAGGUUCCCGCAGGCUGGAGAUGGGUGGGGGGACGCAGACACAGGAGAUAAAAUGCAAGAUUUUGCCCUUGACUAGGUCAAGCCACGUGGUGACUGUUGAAGAAAAAAAAGAAAAAAAAAAGGUGUUCAAGAGCGGGGAGGCUACCCAGAGAAUAGCCCAGCAGGAGGGGCCUGGGACUGUCUCCGUUAGGUUCUGAGAAGAAUCGAAUUCUGAGUUGUGCAUCAAGGAGAAUGAGCAGUUUGGGGACCCGUGGUGGUUCAGUCUUGGAGCCUGUGGAGCAUUGGGCUGGGUGUGGUCUCCAGUGAGGACUGGGCCCCCUGCCAGGCCCCCUGGAGGCCGGCCCCCUCCCCCAGGACCCUCCACACCGGAGCUGCCCACCCCCAGGACCCCUGCAUCAAAAGGCUAUGUGCUCUCUCUGCUAGUCCGGUUCAGUGUGGGGACAGGGGUGGGAGGAAGGGGGAGGAUUCCUAGAGACCGGGAAUGGGGCUGUUUCCAAAGCCAAUGUGAAAGGCAGCUGGACCAAGAGGUGGCCGUGAGGAGGAAGAGGGCUACAGAUCCCUGAGUGCAAAGGAAUCUCCCAUUCCAGGUGGCCUCUCGGCCUCCUACCCCCAACCCGGCUGCCCACCGCACUGUCCUGGGCCUGAGCUGCGAGCGGCCGCCUCCAGCAGUCCACUUGGCUUUGCUUCCUACCAAGCGGGGUCUUGGUCCCAGCCUGCAUCCCAGGCCCAGCGCUUGGUUGCAGAGCAGGCUGCUGCCAGAGGCUGUGCCUAGGCUGCUGGCCCCGGUCGCGAGCUCUGCAGGCUGCGGCCCUUCGGCAAGGCCAGCACCACACUUAGCGAAGCUUGGAUUUUCUUGGUGUCCGGCAGGAGAGCGGCAGGCCUGGCCAGCAGGUCCUAGGCCAUGGCUAUGAGGGACUUGGGUCCCUCCAAACACCCAGUUCCGGUGCCAUGCUCGGCCCUCACUGGCUCCAGAACUGAGCUCAGAAUCUUCCGACCACCUUCGAAGAGCCUGAGAGUGAUUUGGAAUUAUUUUAAAAGAUAAAUAUUAUAUUAUAUAUAUAUUUCCCUGAAGGAACCAAAGCGAAUUUUAAAAGAUGCAAUGUAGAGAGGGGGGAAAAGAUGAUGAGAAUAUUUAAAGGCUCUAUCUGUUUACAGUGUCCCACGAUUAAACUCUCGUUCACUGCUAAGAGUAUUUGAAUGUAUGCUUCAUACAGGGAUGGUGUUCAAAAGACUUGUAAAUAAAGGAACC